UUCUCGCCGAGGUAAGUUACUCCACUGAACUGCUAAACACAAAUCAGUUCGAGUUCAACUGUCGUGGCGUUCAGACGUAUUCGGAAAAAGGAAAAGCUAGUAAACCUGAAAGCUCAAACGGUUCUCAGUUAACAGAGAAAAGUUGAUAAAAAAAAUUAUUGGUGGAAAAAAAAAAUAAACACACAAAUAUAAAUGAUUAUUUGAUUCAAUAAAAUUAAAAAUAUCGUACGGAAGAAAAAAAAUCAUCUUGAAGAAAACUUGUAAUAAAAUUGGAAAAUAAAUUUCCAGAAUAAUAUGCAUAUAUAUUUUAUUAAAUGCAAGUGAAAGUGUUGAAAAAAAUACCAAAUAAAAAACCAACUUAAAAUUGUGCUUUAUUGAAGAAAAAAAAUAACGAAAAACUUCUUAACAACAGUUGUGGAUUAAAUCAACACCUUCAUAUUUGGCUGCUUUAGUCAAUUUUUGGAUUACUUAUACUUUAACAGCAAACCUUGCUGCAACUUUUUGGAUUAGUUCCCGUUCACAAAAAACAACUUCACCAUCUACAAUAUGGUUGUAUUAGAAGGUGGCGGUGGUGUUGUUACCAUCGGUAAUAACCAAUACCUUCAACCUGAUUAUUUGGCUCCAUUGCAAGCAACGAUGGAUUCCAAAAAAAGUCCUUUGGCUCUCCUCGCUCAAACAUGUUCACAAAUUGGUGCUGACUCAUCGGCUGUUAAACCCCUGUUGGCUUUGGAUAAAACCAAAAAAUCUGGCUCCACAUCAUCGGCUUCAUCAUCCACCUCAAGUGUUAGCUCUGACACAGGAUCAGCGAAAUCACCCACACAAGCUAAAUCACCCAAAUCGACAACACCUACUACAACAGAAGUAAAAUUGGCCUUUAAGCCCUAUGAGACAAAUGUCUUGAGUCAACAAAAUCGUGAUACUUUUAAAUCUUCAUCCAGCAACAACAAUUCAACAGACGAUAAUAGACCAAGUUCCAAAGCAUCGUCGCACAAUGGGGAUGUCAAUAAUACACGGGUGCCAUCGCGCAGCAAAUCCAACAGCUCGCCAGAAAACUUUAAUAAAUCGCAAGAUUUAACUACAGGCGGAGGUUCCUCAACUCCUCAUGAUACCAGCCGUAAAACUGUUUCGCCGUCGGGCUCUUCACAGCGUGGCGCAAGUCCAAUUGUACGCUCUGGCAUGGAGGUAUUGAACAAUGCCAACGGUUCUGCCCAACAUCCUAAAGAAAUGAGCAGCAUGGCUCAAGCUGCUGCUGCCGCUGCAGCUGCCUAUAAGGCCGCUGGUGCUCAGUAUGGUUUGAAUCCUUUGUCGGCCUUGUGCUGUCCUCCCGGCAUGGAACAACAUGCUGCCGCCAAUCCAGCCUUUCGUCCACCAUUUGCGGCUGGCGGUUUUUCGCAUCAUCACGCAGCCAUGUUGGCGGCUGCUGCUGCCAACGGCGGUUAUCCCGGCGGCCCUGGACAAAAUCCUCAAAAUCCAUACAUCAGUUAUCAACGCAUUAAGACUCCUGCCGGCGGUGAAGCUAUUGUACCGAUUUGCAAAGAUCCCUACUGUCCCGGCUGCCCCUACUCGGCCCAUACACAACAAAUGCUUAUGGGCGCUCCCUGUCCGGCCGGCUGUACACAAUGUGAACAUCAAAAAUACGGCAUGGCUGCUAUGAUGGGUGGUGCCGGUUUACCACCAGGUCAUCCAUACUCUCAAGCUGCUGCCGCCGCCGCUGCUAGUGCUGCAGCUGCUCGUUCUGCUCCUUACGUCUGUAGUUGGGUUGUGGGUGAUGCCUACUGUGGCAAGAGAUUCCAAACCUCAGAUGAGCUUUUCUCACACUUAAGAACCCAUACUGGCAAUCUAUCUGAUCCUGCUGCCGCUGCGGCUGCUUUGGCUCAAUCCCAAGCACAAUCUUUGCUCGGUUCGCUAUUCCCUCCAUCGGCGUUGAGAGGAGGCUAUCCCGCACCCCAGCUUAGCCCCAUGUCUGCAGCUGCUGCUGCUGCCGCCGCAUCUCGUUAUCAUCCCUAUGCUAAGCCCCCAAGUGCCAUGGGUCCCGGAGGACCCUCACCGUUUGGUGCACCGGGAGCAUUUAAUCCUGCUGCGGCCGCUGCUGCUGCUGCUUUAGGUCCAUACUACUCACCCUAUGCCAUGUAUGGCCAACGUAUUGGCUCCGCCGCAGUACACCAAUAAGUGAUUUAGUUGGCGCAAAAGAAAAACAAAAAAACAUAGCCUCUGACGAAGGCUUUUUGUGAAAGUGAUCUUGAAAUCAUCUCAUGAAUGUCAUACCAAAUAAAAAUGAAGGAGCAAACAGGCCUCCUCCAUGGCCCAUCAUCACGAAGGCACUGAUUCAAGGAGCAUGGCCUCCCACAGCACAAUUAAUGUGGAAUUGAGCAGCCGUCGAAAGCUAGAAAAAAACUCAUUGAUGAACAAAGAAAAAAUUACACAAAAAAACACCCCAAAAAUGAGUCAAAACCGUCCAAUUUGUGGACUGGUUUCAAUACUGUGAUACUAAAUUGUAGUUUGAGCGAUAGUUUGUUAGUUUUAAAAGAAAAAAUUCAUACUUUUUAUUAAGAAAAAAAUACACAUAAAAUAAGAAAAAAAAAUAAAUCCAAAAGUUUCAUUUUAUUUUAUCAAUAAAAAAUAUUUCUUUUUGUUAAUUUCAACACCUGCAACCAAAGCACACCAUGUUUCCAUAGAGAAUAUCUUAAUAAAAAUUAUCAAGAAAAUCCUAAAUCUUCCAUAAUUUUUGUUGCUUAUAUGUCAAAAAUAACUAAACACGUUGAAAAAAAUUGUUUCUUUAUAUAUUAAUUACAUUGCUUUGCUUUGUUUUCUUUAUGCUAUCCCACAUUAAAGUCUAAAGAAAUUCUUUCCUUUUUUAGUUAUUUAGUCCCUAAGUUAUUCUAAUGUAAUUUUGACUAGGUUUAUAGUUGCUUUCAUCCAACAUGUCAUUGUCACCAAUCCAAACUGAAAACAGAACAAUUUUCCCCAACACAAUUCAAACACUUAGAUUUGCUAUAUAUGAGAUGUGCAAAUGAUGAAGCAAAGACAAAAAUAAAAAAAAUAAAAAUCAAUUGAUACCUAUAACAUCGACAACCAAUAACACUUCUAAGCAUAUAUCUAUAUAUAAAUAAUUAUAAUUGUGUAUUUUCAUUUGUUUGGAAAUUGACAAGAAAAAACCUAAUAAAUUAUACUUAUAAAAAAAAACUAAAGAGAAACCCCAAAAAGAAAAAAACACAAAUAUAACAAAAGAAAAAUUUGAAAAUUUUAA
Messenger RNA from Stomoxys calcitrans (stable fly), 3247 nucleotides. It is a transcript of the gene noc, whose product is annotated as zinc finger protein Noc. The record is from RefSeq and is a predicted model, not a curated record. NCBI's taxonomy places the organism in Eukaryota, Metazoa, Arthropoda, Insecta, Diptera, Muscidae. The coding region runs from base 547 to 2169 and encodes 540 amino acids. Gene Ontology annotation, biological process: negative regulation of DNA-templated transcription. The transcript has 2 exons. Gene Ontology annotation, cellular component: nucleus.